Gracilinanus agilis (Agile Gracile Mouse Opossum) is the source of this 1041-nucleotide messenger RNA. RefSeq names its product SRY-box transcription factor 12 (gene SOX12). Gene Ontology annotation, biological process: negative regulation of transcription by RNA polymerase II; anatomical structure morphogenesis; cell differentiation. The transcript has a single exon. Lineage: Eukaryota; Metazoa; Chordata; Mammalia; Didelphimorphia; Didelphidae. The record is from RefSeq and is a predicted model, not a curated record. Gene Ontology annotation, molecular function: DNA-binding transcription factor activity, RNA polymerase II-specific; RNA polymerase II cis-regulatory region sequence-specific DNA binding. Bases 1 to 1041 code for a protein of 346 amino acids.
AUGGUGCAACAGAAGAGAGGUCGUGUUGGCGAAGCCAAGCGGGAGGGCUGCCAGCAGCCGGCCACGGGCGAGAGGGCGCGGCUCCGCCGGGAGACCCCGGGUGAGCCGGGCUGGUGCAAGACCCCCAGCGGCCACAUCAAGAGGCCCAUGAAUGCUUUUAUGGUGUGGUCGCAGCACGAAAGGCGGAAGAUUAUGGACCAGUGGCCCGAUAUGCACAACGCCGAGAUCUCUAAGAGGUUGGGCCGCCGCUGGCAGCUGCUGCAGGACUCUGAGAAGAUUCCGUUCGUACGCGAGGCUGAACGGCUGCGUCUCAAGCACAUGGCUGACUACCCGGACUACAAAUACCGGCCCCGUAAGAAGGGCAAGGGGGCGCCCAGCAAGGCGCGGCCCCGCCUCCCCAGCAAGACUAAACCUUCACUGUUGGGCCGUGGGGGUGGGGGCCGCCGGAAGGCAACCGGGGAGGCUGGGGAGCAGCGCGGGGGUGGCCCUACUCUUGGGGAGGAGGUGGAAGCCGAGGACGAGGAGGAAGAGGAGGAGGAGGAAGAACUGUUGGAAGUGCGGCUGGUGGAGACUCCCGGGCGGGAGCUGUGGCGGAUGGUCCCAGCGGGGCGGGCUGGGGGGAGGCAGGGGGAGCGGGCAGGGGGCCCGCGCCCAGAGCCGCAGUCGGAGGAGGCGGGGGACACCCCGGAGACUUCUAGACCCUCCCAACGCGGAGUGACUGCCACCUCGUCCGUCAGCUCCCCGGCGCCCUCUUCCCUGGUCCCUUCGGAUGAAGAGCUCGAGGAAGAAGAGGAAGGGAGGGAGGAGGAGGAGGAGGAGGAAGAGCCGGAGAAGGAGCCUCUUGGGUUCCUGCCCCGGCAACUCCCAGGAGCCAUAGGCCCCGGCCUAGACUGCACCUCCCUCGACAGGGACCCGGACCAGCUGCCUCCUGCAGGGACCUCGCACUUCGAAUUCCCGGACUACUGCACCCCCGAGGUGACCGAGAUGAUCGCUGGGGACUGGCUCAUGUCCAGCAUCGCGGACUUGGUCUUCACCUACUGA